Colletotrichum higginsianum IMI 349063 is the source of this 357-nucleotide messenger RNA. RefSeq lists its product as uncharacterized. NCBI's taxonomy places the organism in Eukaryota, Fungi, Ascomycota, Sordariomycetes, Glomerellales, Glomerellaceae. The transcript has a single exon. Bases 1 to 357 code for a protein of 118 amino acids. The record is from RefSeq and is a predicted model, not a curated record.
AUGAAGAUCCCGAUCUCUCACUGGCGCAUGGGUUCUAGCCCCAACCACCGCGUCUCCGAGAGAUCAGCGGCUACCGAAUCAUCGGAUGGCCUGGCUUCGCUCUUGGCCACGGCGCGGCUGUUCUUUAGCGCCUUGGAUGCCGUACCAAGAGCUCGGGUUCCACUAGAUAGUCUCGGUGACACGGCCGCUCAGCUUAUACCGCAUCGUAGUCCCACGGCCGAGCUCACUCUCGAGCCUCAAUGGAAGCGCGUGAGCGAGCCUGGGCUCGGGCUGGACUCUCUUCAAGCCACACCACGCGAUUUGGCACCCAAGGAGACCAGCCUAGAUGCAAAGUUGGAGAUGUUUGAUUGUCGAUGA